AUGUAUCGCCCCAACGGCCCUCCUCCAAUUCCAUCUCUUACAGGACAGGACGAGCUUGAUCAAUACCCAUUGAACGACACAAACUUUGUGGAACAAAGACCUGUCAUGCAAUCGCCAUUCGCAGAUCCGUUUUCUGCCUCUGUUGAGCAAAACUACACUGUAGAGCAACAUGAGCCACCAAUGCCUACCUAUGACACUAGCAAUCAACCUUUAUUGAAUAGCCCACUUCCCAUGCCUCAGCCUUUCUCUGAAAACCGCUAUCCUGAUACACCUGCUGCUCCCACUGGCUUGGGAGGCGGCGGCAAUGAGAAUGAAUCGCCUCCAUUCUACUUUACUGGUGCUCCAAGACGUCAACCUCGCCGUUACAAGACAACCAAAAGAGUCAAAUUGACAAGAGGUAAUUUGGUGCUUGAUUGUCCAGUGCCCACCCGAUAUCUGCAAUCAGUGCCCAUCAAAGACACAAAGGAAUUUACACACAUGAGAUACACAGCUGCCACAUGCGAUCCUAAAGACUUUGUAAGCGAGGGUUACACACUACGUCAACAAUUGCUUGGAAGAGAGACAGAAUUGUUUAUUGUUUUGACCAUGUACAACGAAGACGAGGUUUUGUUUGCUAGAACCAUGCAUGGUGUUAUGAAGAACAUUGCUCAUUUGUGCACAAGAGACAGAUCGCGUACAUGGGGUCCAGACGGCUGGAAGAAAGUAACAGUGUGUAUUGUGUCUGACGGCCGUAACAAAAUCAACCAAAGAACAUUGUCCUUAUUAGCAACAUUGGGUGUCUACCAAGACGGUGUCGCAAAGAACAUAGUCGGGGAUAAGCCAGUGACAGCACAUAUUUACGAAUAUACAACCCAAUUAUCCGUCGAUCCAAAGAUGAAGUUCAAGAGCGCAGAUAAGGGCAUUGUGCCAUGUCAAAUGCUGUUUUGCCUCAAGGAAAAGAACCAGAAAAAGAUCAAUUCACAUCGAUGGUUUUUCCAAGCAUUUGGGCCCUUGAUUCAGCCGCAUGUCUGUGUACUGAUUGACGUUGGCACUCGUCCUGGCAACACAUCCAUCUAUCACUUAUGGAAGUCAUUUGACGUACACGCCAACAUUGCUGGUGCUUGUGGCGAAAUUAGAACUAUGACAGGUAAAUUUGGUGCUGCCCUGUUGAAUCCUCUGGUCGCUGCUCAGAACUUUGAAUACAAAAUGUCCAAUAUCUUGGAUAAACCGCUUGAAUCUGUGUUUGGCUAUAUUUCAGUGCUGCCAGGUGCCUUUUCUGCUUAUCGAUUCAAGGCAUUGCAAAACGAUGUGGAUGGGCAUGGUCCGUUGGAAAAAUACUUUCUGGGCGAGACCCAACAUGGUGGCGAUGCUGAUAUUUUCACUGCCAACAUGUAUCUGGCUGAGGAUCGUAUUUUGUGUUAUGAAUUGGUGGCAAAACGAGAUGCAAGCUGGGUACUUCACUAUGUAUCCAGUGCGUACGGUGAAACAGAUGUGCCUGACAAGGUAGACGAGUUCAUCUCUCAGCGUAGACGUUGGUUAAAUGGCUCCUUCUUUGCUGGUGUUUACGCGCUCUGGCAUUGGAGAAAAGUGUGGAGCUCUGAUCACUCUAUUAUGCGAAAACUGGCCUUUAUAUUCGAGAAUUUGUACACGACAUACAACAUGCUGUUCUCCUGGUUUGCUUUGGGCAACUUUUAUUUGACAUUCUUCAUCUUGACCAACGCCUUGGGCUCUGAUAGUCUGGAUCCAAAGCCGUUCUCUGCCGAUGCUGCUAAUAUCAUCCACGCUGUACUCAACUACAUUUAUGUCAUAUUGCUGAUUGUUCAAUUUAUCAUGGCGCUCGGUAAUCGACCUCAGGGAUCAAGAAUUGCGUACACGUUCUGUAUGGUAUUCUUUGCGUUAUUGAUGGUUUACAUGAUGUUUGCUACUAUCUGGAUCACUGUCAUUGGUAUUGAAGCUAUUGCGGAAGACUCAGGGAACUCCAUCGCUGUCAUGCUUGGACAAACCACAUUUAGGAACAUCAUCAUUUCAUUGUGCUCUACCUACGUACUCUAUUUAGUGUCAAGUGCCUUGUUUUUAGACCCGUGGCACAUGUUUACCAGCUUCGCACAAUACAUCCUCUUGGCGCCAAGCUAUACCAACGUACUGAACGUCUAUGCAUUCUGUAACACACACGAUGUGUCGUGGGGCACCAAAGGUGAUAACACAGUGGCUACUGAUUUGGGUGUCGUCAAGUCCAAGAAGGAUUCAGAAACGGGAGAGCACACAGUGGAAGUCGAGCUGCCUACAGAGCAAAAGGAUUUGAACGAGAUUUACGAGGAAGCAUGUUUGGACCUGAGUAAAGAGUAUAUACCUGAGAAACAGCACAGAGACGCAAAAACAAAGCAGGAGGACUACUAUAGAGCUUUCCGUACGCGUUUGGUCAUUUCAUGGAUCAUCUCAAAUCUGAUCCUGGUGGUUAUUAUUACAAACACAACAACGUUCAAUGAUACAUUGGGUACAUAUCAAGCAAGAAGUGCAGCCUAUCUUGGCUUUGUGCUUUGGUCUGUUGCAGCACUAGCGGCUAUUCGUUUCGUUGGAUCCACAUUGUAUCUUAUUCUUCGUGUUUUCAGUGGAUAA
Mucor velutinosus is the source of this 2595-nucleotide messenger RNA. RefSeq lists its product as uncharacterized. The transcript is spliced from 5 exons. The coding region runs from base 1 to 2595 and encodes 864 amino acids. Gene Ontology annotation, cellular component: cell periphery; cell septum. The record is from RefSeq and is a predicted model, not a curated record. Gene Ontology annotation, molecular function: chitin synthase activity. NCBI's taxonomy places the organism in Eukaryota, Fungi, Mucoromycota, Mucoromycetes, Mucorales, Mucoraceae.